AUGAAGUGGGGGAUUUCAGGCUCGUUGCUUGCUUUAUUGGCAACGACUGCCGCGGGCUGGCCCUAUGAGCAGUCUUUGGUUGACUAUAAUCUUAAUGUGAACAAGACUGCGCUUACGCCACUAGACUACGCUGCACCAGAAUGGCCAGACCAUAAAUACACACCGUCUCCGAAAAGCUGGCGAUUUCCAUUUUACACCCUCUUUCUAGAUCGAUUUGUCAAUGGUGACCCCACCAACGACAAUAUCAACGGGACUCUGUUUGAACAUGAUUUGAACUCGAAUCAAAUGCGACACGGCGGCGAUGCCGAUGGUUUGGUGGACACAUUGGACUAUAUUCAGGGAAUGGGGAUUAAGGGAAUUUAUCUUGCAGGUACUAUUUUGAUGAAUCAGCCCUGGGGCGCUGAUGGUUACUCAAUUCUGGAUACAACUUUGCUUGAUCAACAUUAUGGUACCAUUCAGACAUGGAGAAAUGCAAUCUCGGAAAUUCAUAAGCGUGGCAUGUAUGUGGUAUUUGACAACACUAUUGCAACUAUGGGUGACUUGAUCGGCUUCAAAGGUUAUUUGAAUGUUACCACCCCAUUCUCCGUCAAAGAAUACGAAGCCCUCUGGAAAUCGGAUCGCCAUUAUGUGGACUUCUCGUUUGGAAACUCCUAUAACGAAACUUGCGAAUACCCCCGAUUUUGGAAUGAGACCGGGUGGCCUGUUGACCAGGACGUUCGUGACGAGUUGAAGGGAUGUUAUAAUAGCGACUUCGACCAGUAUGGUGACCGAGAAGCAUUUGGCGUUUACCCAGACUGGCAGCGUGAAUUAGCCAAGUUUGCUUCGGUCCAAGACCGUCUUCGUGAAUGGUAUCCACCAGUCCGGGAUCGAUUGACCAAACACUCCUGCAUGAUAAUCAAAGCGCUUGAUAUCGAUGGUUUCCGGUUUGACAAAGCCACGCAAGCUACAGUUGACGCCCUCGGAGAUAUGUCAAGCGCAUAUAGAGAGUGUGCCCGGAGUGUUGGAAAGGACAAUUUUUUCUUGCCUGGUGAAAUUACUGGUGGAAACAAUUUUGGUUCCAUUUAUCUUGGGCGCGGCAGACAGCCAAAUCAAUACCCAGAAUCUGCGAUGGAUUCUAUGGGAAUGACAAACAGGUCGGAUCAGCAGUAUUUUCUUCGUGAAGAUGGUCUCCAGGCUCUUGAUGGGGCUGCCUUCCAUUAUUCGGUCUAUCGAUCCCUCACUCGUUUUCUUGGGCUUAGCGGCAAUCUUGCAGCUGGUUACGACACACCACUGGACUGGACAGAUGCAUGGAACGUCAUGGUAAUGAGCAAUGAUAUGAUUAAUGCUAAUACUGGAAAAUUCGAUCCCCGCCAUAUGUAUGGCGCAACAAAUCAGGACGUCUUCCGCUGGCCAGCUCUCCAGUUUGGUAUCGAAAGACAACUCCUAGGACUUUUUAUUACUACUCUCCACCUUCCUGGUAUUCCACUCCUGCUUUGGGGAGAAGAACAGGGAUUUUAUAUCCUAGAUGCUACCGCAGAUAACUAUGUUUAUGGUCGACAGGCGAUGUCACCUGCAACAGCUUGGAAGACUCAUGGAUGCUUCGCUCUCAAUGCAAGCCAGUAUCAUGAUUGGCCUAUUGAAAAAGGCCGUGAUGGAUGCCAUGAUGAAACUGUGGCUUACGACCAUCGUGAUCCUUCUCACCCUCUUCGGAAUAUUAUCAAGCAUAUGUAUCAGCUGAGAAAAGAUUAUCCCAUUUUAAAUGAUGGAUACUCUGUCCAGAAGCUUUCUAAACAGACCCAUGAUAUCUAUUAUCCAGGCUCCAACGGAACAGCCACAGAGACUGGAAUGUGGUCUAUUUUGAGGGACCGCGUUUCAAAGUAUCAGGACUUGGGUUCCGACGCUGAUAACCAGCCAAUUUGGCUUGUCUACCAGAACGACAAUAAGACAGUCGACUAUAAAUUUGACUGUGGUGAGAAUGAUACUGCUUUGAUAUCACCUUUCGCAACUGGCACUACAGUUGUCAAUUUGUUCUACCCACAUGAUGAAUAUGAGCUAAAGGAUAGCCCACAAAAGCUUCAUCUUAAUGGUUCCAAGGCGUAUAAUGGCUGUCUCGAUAGCAUGACACUCAAAGCCUUUGAGUUCAAAGCAUUUGUUCCAAAGAGUCGCUUUGUUGGUCCCAGCCCCAUGGUCACUAAGAUCACUCCUGGACAUGACGAGCCCCUGCUCUCAACAGUUGGUCCCAAUGAGUCCGAGGAUAUUGAUUUAAGUAUCUACUUCUCCACCCAGAUGGACUGUGACUCGGUCACGAAGGCCAUCUCCCUAAAGUCUACCACUGCCUCCGGCAAGACACCGUCUAUUGACAAAGACAAUGUCAACUGCAAGAGCAUGGAUCCCAGCGAAACCCAAUGGACUGCCCAAAUUCCUAGUACUUGGGUCUGGACAGGAAAGCUAACUGGUGUCUACAAUGGCAUUCAUCGACUGACAAUCAAAAAUGCGACUAGCGAAGCUGGGGAUAGCUCGACUGGGGCUGUGGAUCACUUUUUACUUCGCAUCGGCCAGGCAGACAACCCGAUCACUUUCAAUACCGCCAAUUAUUCCACAAGCCUCCUCCACCAGUACGAUAAUGGCACACUCUACAUUCAACAUAAGGCUGUAGGUGCUGACAAAUAUCGCUAUUCCACUAAUUGGGGCAGCUCUUUCUCCAGCUGGCUUCCCUAUAAAGGUGGAGAGGAUAUUAUAGACGAAUUACCCUGGUCUGGGACAAAUAAGCAGAGAUGGCAAGGGAAGCAUGUUCGUGUCGAAUACUGGAGUAAAUUGACCGGCAGCAGUGACUACGUCCAGGAAGGUGACUACGAUUUUGAUAUCCAACGACGUUUCCCUCACCUAUAUUUCAAUGGGCCUUACAAUCAAUACGGUUACGAUGCUGGACUUGACAAUAAGGUGGUACAAGAUAAAGACGGAUACUGGAAAUUCAGACUUAGGACCGAAUUCCCUGCACAAGGACAAUAUAACGUCUGGGGCAUGAACCCUGAUGGAAAACCUGACCAAAGCUUUGUUUAUGGGGAUGUGGAUUCCGAUGGUGUCUUGGAUCGCAUGCCACCUUCCUCGCUGAGUUCGCUAUCUGUCAACGUCACCGAAAUCCCUCCUUCUCCUUAUCUGUCAUGGGAUCUUUGGCUCGACGAUGGCGAUUUGCGCAUUCAUUUACAGCCCACAGGAUCAAGAGCCAUCCAAAUCAUCGUUUAUUGCUUGCUUUGGCUUGUUCCGAUAGUUACAGCUGUCGGAUGCGUUUAUGCGUUCAUGAAGUCGUUUUACCAGGUCAAGUUCAAUCAAGUUGGAGUCAGCCAGAAGAAGUCAUUGCUUCCAUUUGCCCUCGUGAAAAAGAGCAACAAACUUGGAGGGUUGAACCCCUUCCUGCGUCUCGCAAACAAGUCAGGCUUCCUUCAAAGCACGCCUGCUUUCAGAACCGGCUCCGCCCGGAGGCAAACAGUUCUCAUAGCCACCAUGGAGUAUGAUAUCGAAGACUGGGCUAUAAAGAUCAAGAUUGGCGGCCUAGGAGUCAUGGCUCAGUUGAUGGGAAAGAACCUUGGGCACCAAGAUUUGAUCUGGGUUGUUCCGUGUGUUGGAGGUGUCGAUUAUCCAGAGGACCAGCCAGCUGAGCCGAUAUUUGUAACAGUUCUCGGCAAUUCCUACGAAGUCAAGGUUCAAUACCAUGUCCUGAACAAUAUUACAUAUGUUCUUCUGGAUGCUCCAGUAUUCCGUCAGCAAUCAAAGGCAGAACCUUAUCCACCUCGCAUGGACGAUCUGGAUAGUGCCAUCUAUUACUCUGCAUGGAACCAGUGCAUCGCAGAGGUUAUCAAGCGUUUCCCUAUUGACUUGUAUCAUAUUAACGACUACCAUGGCUCUAUUGCUCCACUUUACCUUCUUCCUCAGACAGUGCCUGUGUGCCUCUCACUUCAUAAUGCGGAAUUCCAAGGACUGUGGCCGAUGCGUACUCAGAAGGAAAGGGAUGAAGUGUGCUCUGUUUUUAACAUUGAGGUUGAUGUUGCAAGACGGUAUGUCCAAUUCGGUGAAGUGUUCAAUAUGCUCCAUGCUGGCGCAAGUUAUCUCCGUGUUCACCAACAAGGAUUUGGCGCUGUGGGAGUGUCUAGGAAAUAUGGAAAGCGCUCAUAUGCUCGCUAUCCAAUUUUCUGGGGUCUUAAGAAAGUUGGGAAUCUCCCUAAUCCUGACCCCUCUGAUACCGCAGAAUGGAAUAAGGAACUACCAAAAGAUACUGAAGUCCAAGUGGAUCCAGAGUAUGAAGCAAGCCGGGGGGAGCUCAAACGUCAGGCUCAGGAAUGGGCUGGGUUAGAUCAAAACCCCAAUGCGGACCUACUUGUCUUUGUAGGACGGUGGUCUAUGCAAAAGGGUGUUGAUUUAAUUGCUGAUGUCAUGCCUGCUGUUCUGGAAGCCCGUCCCAACGUGCAGCUAAUCUGUGUUGGCCCGGUAAUUGAUCUUUACGGUAAAUUUGCUGCCCUAAAGCUUGAAAGAAUGAUGAAAAUCUAUCCUGGGCGAGUGUACUCUCGACCUGAGUUCACGGCACUUCCUCCCUUUAUCUUCUCGGGGGCUGAGUUCGCCUUGAUCCCAUCCCGUGAUGAACCAUUCGGCCUGGUGGCUGUUGAAUUUGGUCGCAAGGGAGCACUAGGUAUUGGAGCUCGUGUCGGUGGUCUUGGCCAGAUGCCCGGGUGGUGGUAUAACGUUGAGUCUACGACAACUGCACAUCUGCUACACCAAUUUAAACUCGCUAUUGCAAGUGCAUUGAAUUCUAAGCCUCAGGUCAGAGCGAAAAUGCGUGCAAGAUCUGCGAAGCAGCGAUUCCCUGUUGCCCAAUGGGUUGAAGAUUUGGAAAUCCUGCAGUCAACGGCGAUCCGAAUUCAUAGUAAGGGCCUUGUCAAGGCCAAUGGUCAACCUUACACACCAUCCGGAUGCAACACUCCUAGCGGAAUGAUGACCCCUACUAUUGCAUCGACCGGAACGGUGACGCCAACUGGAGUGCAAACACCUCCCCUGGCGCAUUCGCGAUCAGGAAGCUACUCGAAUCUCAACCGCCUAAGUGCCUAUGGACCGCAGCAGCGCAACACAAUUGUAUACAGCAGAGACCCAAGCCCUGGAGGCAACGACAAACCCAGGACUGGGCUUGGUCGCCAGUUGUCGCUUGGUGUUCGGGCUGGUCCUGGGCAUCUAGUGCGUCGUGGCCGCCGCAAGUUGAGAAACAGUUACACCGGAACUGAUGAAAACGCCAGCGUUUCCAUGGCGGAGGAAAGCAGCGAUGAUGACAUUAUCCCUAGUUUCUAUGGCGAAGACGAAUAUACCCUCACUCCUGAACAGAUAGAAGCGGGACGCCGGGCGGACGCAACGACAGAGCAAGAACAUUCUCGUUCUUCAGUUAGAGACUUCUUCACCCGCAGACACUCUAGCCAAAGCUCAAUUCUGUCUAGAGGCAUGCUGUCUCCAGCAAGUUCGGGAACCUUUGAUCCUGAUGAGACUCUUGUUCCACCCGCACGCCCGUUUGCAGAGCCUGGCAACCGUCUCAGCAGUGCGUCUGUCCUUUCUGUGGACUCUGUCAUCGGCGAAAAGAAAGAUUACAAGCUUCAGAAGGUGGACCCGUCGUUUACAGAUAGUACUGGGGAGUUUUACCAGAUAUUUGAAACUAGGUUGGAAAAGUUGAAUGGAUCUAACUCCGAAUCACAACUUUGCAUCGAAGAGUACCUUGAGAAGAGUGAAAAGAAAUGGUUUGAUAGAUUUAGGGAUGCCAAACUGGGCCGGAAUCAGUCCCCUGCUUCUUCGGUUUUCCAUGCCAAAAUGGAAACAUCCUCGCCUAUGGGAUCGAUCUCUAAUGAUGAGGUGGGGUCGCGAGAAAGUGGGAGCGAGGCGCACAAGAGAAGAGAUGAAUUUUUCCUUGGGAAUGAUUACGUUCCUCCCUCUGGUCUCAGGAAAUGGAUGCAAAUCAGGAUAUUCGACUGGCCUAUCUACUCAUUCAUUUUGGGCCUUGGUCAAAUCAUUGCGGCAAAUUCAUAUCAAAUUACCCUGCUUACAGGAGAAAUAGGAGAGACACCGGAAAAGCUUUACGGUAUCGCAACAGUCUACCUUGUUACUUCGAUCAUCUGGUGGUUUCUUUUCAGAUUCUGCAAGUCUGUGGUUGUUCUCUCACUUCCCUGGUUCUUGUAUGGCCUUGCAUUUGUUCUCAUUGGUGUAGCACAUUACGAGAGCGAUGAAUUUUCUCGGGCUUGGAUCCAGAAUGUUGGCAGUGGAGUAUAUGCGGCAGCAUCAUCCAGCGGUUCCUUAUUUUUUGCUCUCAACUUUGGCGAUGAAAAUGGAGCUCCCGUCAAGGAAUGGAUUUUCCGUGCGUGUCUUAUUCAAGGCACCCAGCAAGCCUAUGUUAUUGGUCUAUGGUAUUGGGGAACAUCGAUAUCCCAAGGUGUUACUGAAGGCCUUGGGAAUUCCCAGGCGGCUAUUACAGACAGCUGGAAGAUGACUGCCAUUUGCAUCCCAAUUGCUGUCUUCCUUUGGGCUCUUGGUCUCUUGGUCUUUUUCGGUCUACCAAACUACUACCGACAAACCCCUGGAAAGGUUCCUUCCUUCUAUCAAUCAGUCUUUAGAAGAAAGAUCGUUCUCUGGAACUUUGUGGUUGUUAUCUUGCAAAACUUCUUUCUUAGUGCACCUUAUGGACGCAACUGGAGCUUCCUUUGGAGCUCGGUCCACGCUGAAGCCUGGGAAAUUGGUAUCCUCGUGGUGGUUUUCUUCGGAAUCGUUUGGGCUGCGCUGCUUUUCCUAUUCGGUCACCUAUCCAAAUCCCACAGCUGGAUCCUCCCUGUAUUUGCAUGCGGCCUUGGAGCACCCCGCUGGGCCCAGAUAUGGUGGGGUGUGUCUGGAAUGGGUCUCUUCCUUCCGUGGGCGGGUAGUUAUACAAGUGGUGCUCUCGCAUCUCGCAGUUUGUGGCUCUGGUUGGGUAUUCUAGAUUCCCUGCAGGGUCUAGGAUUCGGUAUGAUCCUGCUCCAAACUUUGACUCGGAUGCAUAUUUGCUUCGCGUUGCUUGCAUCUCAAGUCCUUGGGUCGAUUGCCACUAUCUGUGCUAGGGCAUUUGGCCCCAAUAGUAUCGGUCCUGGGCCGAUCUCACCAGAUGUGACGGACGGAGCCAGUUCUGUCGCCAAUGCAUGGUUCUGGAUAGCUUUGUUCUUCCAGUUGUUGAUAUGCGCCGGGUUCCUGAUGUUCUUCCGGAAAGAGCAGCUUACCAAGCCCUAA
This is a messenger RNA of Aspergillus ochraceoroseus IBT 24754, 7257 nucleotides long. It is a transcript of the gene ags2, whose product is annotated as alpha-1,3-glucan synthase Ags2. The transcript has 6 exons. Lineage: Eukaryota; Fungi; Ascomycota; Eurotiomycetes; Eurotiales; Aspergillaceae. Gene Ontology annotation, cellular component: fungal-type cell wall. Gene Ontology annotation, molecular function: alpha-1,3-glucan synthase activity. The record is from RefSeq and is a predicted model, not a curated record. Gene Ontology annotation, biological process: fungal-type cell wall (1->3)-alpha-glucan biosynthetic process. Bases 1 to 7257 code for a protein of 2418 amino acids.